GUGGUGGUGGCGGCAGCAGCAGUGGAGGCUGUGGGUGGUCGGGGCUCCGGGCUGGGGCAGUGGCACCAUCUUGUGCCCCAGGCUGGUGGGGAAGCCAUGGAGGGAGCCCUGGGGGGCACAGGGGAGUACGGGAAUGGGUUGGAGUCUGAGGAACUGGAGCCUGAGGAUCUUCUGCUGGAGCCUGAGCCGGAGCCCGAGCCUGAAGAGGAGCCGCCCCAGGCCUGUGCCCCCCUGGGAGCUCCGGGUCCUGGGCCUGGCUCGGGAGCCCCAGGCAGCCAGGAGGAGGAGGAGGAACCGGGACUGGUUGAGGGUGACCUGAGGGAUGGCGCCAUUGAGGACCCAGAGCUGGAAGCGAUAAAAGCUCGAGUCAGGGAGAUGGAGGAAGAAGCUGAGAAGCUAAAGGAGCUACAGAACGAGGUAGAGAAGCAGAUGAAUAUGAGUCUAUCUGCAGGCAAUGCUGGCCCAUUGAUCAUGUCCAUUGAGGAGAAGAUGGAGGCUGAUUCCCAUUCCAUCUAUGUUGGCAAUGUGGGCUAUGGUGCAACAGCAGAAGAGCUGGAAGCACACUUUCAUGGCUGUGGUUCAGUCAACCAUGUUAUUAUACUAUGUGACAAAUUUAGUGGCCAUCCCAAAGGGUUUGCAUAUAUAGACUUCUCAGACAAAGAGUCAGUGAGGACUUCCUUGGCCUUAGAUGAGUCCCUAUUUAGAGGAAGACAAAUCAAGGUGAUCCCAAAACGAGCCAACAGACCAGGCAUCAGCACAACAGACUGGGGUUUCCCGCAAGCCCGAUACCGUGCCCAGGCCACCAACUACAACAGUUCCCGCUCACGAUUCUACAGUGGUUUUAACAGCAGGCCCUGGGGUCACGUCUACAGGGGCCGGGCUAGAGCGACAUCAUGGUAUUCCCCUUACUAA
Messenger RNA from Lipotes vexillifer (Yangtze River dolphin), 912 nucleotides. NCBI's taxonomy places the organism in Eukaryota, Metazoa, Chordata, Mammalia, Artiodactyla, Lipotidae. The record is from RefSeq and is a predicted model, not a curated record.